CGAACAGAGCCGAUCUACUCCCAGCGCUGCAGGUAGACAGAGAGAAGGCGGCGGUGCGGAUGUGCUCUGAGACCAAGCGUGCAAUGGGAGAGACGCUGGGAUGAGGAGAAGGGGGGGAAGAGUCACAGGUUCCUAUUCAAAAAGGGGGCAAGUACAAUCGCCCAUUCGCCCCGCAACAGUGCAGGCGGGGAGGGGAGCAAAGUGCGUGGCAUUUGCAACGAGGCUGAUGAAGACUUGUGAAACCUCCAGGUACUCCGGCUGAUGGUGUGUGAGCGGCUCCGUUGUUGGUGGAUCAAGACCCGCGGAAGAUUCAAGUUUGCAGGCAAACAGGGGGCUCCACAUUGGCCCCGCUGACAACCCUCUCCUCCUGAAGUCUCUGCCUCCGCCCCUCGUUCGGUGCCCCCUUUGCAAAGCGCUGGCACCAACAGCGAGACGAGAGAGAGAGAGAGGAGGUGUGUGCAGGAUGCGACUGCAGGCGUUGCUUUCAACCGAAGACAGACACACACACAAAAAGCUGGAGUAACUAACCCAGCGGGUCGGGCAGCAUCUCUGGAGAGAAGGACUGGAGUAGGUGUUGUUUCGGGUCGAGACCUUUCUUCUUACAGUGGAGGCGAUGGAUUAGGACGCGGCUCUGGAGCUACAGGGAGAGGAAGAGUUGUCAGCGUCUGGGCAAUGUUAAUACUUGGAAUACCUUCGACUUGCGACCGGUCCACGGGGAGAUUGCUACAGCCCUGCCCUUAACCGCGCCUUAGAGCGGAGAGAGGCGCACUGCCAAUGAUCUCUUGUCCCUUUCCUCCCACCCCCUUCUUCUCUGAGUUCAGACCCGAGGAUGCGGCGCUGGGCGCUGGCUCUUUGCCUCCUCCGGGUUAUCUCGGCCAACCCUCGCCUGGAGAAGCCGAGAAGCGGCAGCGGCAGCGGCAGCGGGCAGAGGCAACCCGGGGACCACCAGCGGUCUAGCGGGACUCCCGGAGAGAAGGACUCGUCUCCCCUCGUCCAUCCCCCCGGGUUCCGCAACUACUCGGCGCCUCUAGGUCGCACCGACUGGCGACCCAUGCACCAGUGGUAUCUGCCCAAGACCCAUGUCCAGAUGGAGGUCCCAGCUCGGGAGAUGCCCGGGACAAUCCCGCGAGGAUCUCCAAAGAAAAGUAUCUCCAUGCACCUCGUCUCCAGGGGAAAGUUUGAGCCAGGCCGAUCUAACUUGGUGGAGAGCAACACAAAGAGCACCACCAGUUCGAGGUCCAAACGAGGAACGGAUGGGAUUAAAAGCGGUGACCAAGCAAGAGGCAAGGGUCGGCAAAGCCUGCAAGGUGACAACUCCACGCGGUUCUCCAGUGAGGUGCAAGAACUGCUGCUUCUCAACAGGUCGCAACAUCUGGAUGGCCCCAACAUCUACACCAACGCCUCGUUCCACCUGACCUUGCAGGAGCCUCCAGCGUUGCUCGCGCUCCAGGCGCCGGCCAAGAGACGCCGGCUGAUGAACCCUUUCUACCCGGUGACCGAGGACUCGUACGGAGCCUACGCCGUCAUGUGUCUGUCCAUUGUCAUCUUUGUGAUCGGCAUCAUGGCCAAUCUCUCCAUCAUGUGCAUCGUUUGCCACAACUAUUACAUGAGGAGUAUCUCCAACUCGCUGUUGGCCAACUUGGCCUUCUGGGACUUCCUGGUCAUCUUUUUCUGUCUGCCUCUGGUUAUAUUUCACGAGCUGACCAAAACGUGGCUUCUUGGAGAUUUUACAUGCAAGGUGAUCCCUUAUCUGGAGGUUGCUUCCCUGGGUGUGACCACCUUCACCCUGUGUGCCCUGUGCAUCGACAGGUUCCGGGCGGCGACCAACGUGCAGAUGUACUACGAGAUGAUCGAGAACUGCUCCUCGACGGCGGCCAAGCUGGCCGUGAUCUGGGUGGGGGCCCUGCUGCUGGCCCUGCCGGAGAUCGCCCUGCGGCAGCUGUCGACCGAGGAGGUGGCCUCCUCCUCCCUCACCGUGGACCGCUGCGUGGUGAAGAUCUCCCCCAAGCUGCCCGACUCCAUCUACGUGCUGGCCCUCACCUACGACGGCGCCCGCAUGUGGUGGUACUUCGGCUGCUACUUCUGCCUGCCCACCCUGUUCACCAUCGGCAGCUCGGUGGUGACGGCCAGGAAGAUCAGGGCGGCGGAGAAGUCGUGCGCCCGGGGGAACAAGCGGCAGAUCCAGCUGGAGGGGCAGAUGAACUGCACGGUGGUGGCCCUGACCAUCCUCUACGGCUUCUGCAUCGUGCCCGAGAAUAUCUGCAACAUCGUGACCGCCUACAUGGCCACCGGCGUGUCCCAGCGCACCGUGGACCUGCUGCAGCUCAUCAGCCAGUUCCUCUUGUUCUUCAAGUCGUGCGUCACCCCGGUCGUCCUGUUCUGCCUGUGCAAGCCCUUCAGCCGGGCCUUCCUCGACUGCUGCUGCUGCUGCUGCGGGGAGUGCGGCCCCAAGCUCUCGGCCGCCGCCAGCGAGGACAACGACAACGAGUACACCACCGAGCUGGAGUUGUCCCCGUUCAGCACCAUCCGCCGGGAGAUGUCCACCUACACCUCGGUGGCCACGCACUGUUGAGCCGCGGCUUGGCUUGGCUGGCUGCCCCUUUUGGGUGGGAAGGACAGGUCGGGAUGGACUCUCUUGUGUUCAAGAAGGAUCUGCAGAUGCUGGAAAAUCGAAGGUACACAAAAAAGGCUGGAGAAACUCAGCGGGUGCAGCAGCAUCUAUGGAGCGAAGGAAAUAGGCAAC
Messenger RNA from Amblyraja radiata (thorny skate), 2743 nucleotides. Its product is annotated as prosaposin receptor GPR37. Gene Ontology annotation, cellular component: signaling receptor complex; plasma membrane. NCBI's taxonomy places the organism in Eukaryota, Metazoa, Chordata, Chondrichthyes, Rajiformes, Rajidae. The transcript has 2 exons. The record is from RefSeq and is a predicted model, not a curated record. Gene Ontology annotation, biological process: adenylate cyclase-inhibiting G protein-coupled receptor signaling pathway; positive regulation of MAPK cascade. Gene Ontology annotation, molecular function: prosaposin receptor activity; G protein-coupled peptide receptor activity. Bases 830 to 2572 code for a protein of 580 amino acids.